Molecule: messenger RNA, 461 nt
Organism: Exserohilum turcica Et28A
Lineage: Eukaryota; Fungi; Ascomycota; Dothideomycetes; Pleosporales; Pleosporaceae
Exons: 1
Coding region: 107-316 (69 amino acids)
Source: RefSeq, a predicted model, not a curated record
GAGCAUAUGCGCGCUGUACAGCCCUACAUGUACAUAUACAUACAUGUAAACACUCGAUACAUGCAUCCAUAUGUGUGUGGUAUAUCCUACAUGCACGCCCGCUGUCAUGGCCGUCGCCGACAAGCGCGCGUGCAUGCGUGGGCCUAAUUCUGUGCAUCACCCGGGUAAAACCGCGGCUUGCUGUUUCGGGCCAAGGCCGGAUAACGCUCCCACUCGCGCUCGCACUCGUGCUCGCACUGCAUGGGCACUCUACUUGUAUCGGCCCUGGUGCGGCAUCAAUGGCUGGUCAAGAACGAAGGCGCCCAAUACACGAUGACGUAGCCGCCCUGUCAACCCACCGUCGCCAUGCCGUGCCGUGCCGUGCUAUGCUAUGCCAUGCUAUGCCAUGCUCUGCCAUGCCUCCGUCCCCAUGCCUACCUACCCGCAACACGCAGCCUACCGACACAAAACCACCACGCCAU